Anopheles darlingi is the source of this 3560-nucleotide messenger RNA. RefSeq names its product DNA-binding protein K10 (gene fs(1)K10). The transcript has 2 exons. NCBI's taxonomy places the organism in Eukaryota, Metazoa, Arthropoda, Insecta, Diptera, Culicidae. Bases 223 to 1605 code for a protein of 460 amino acids. The record is from RefSeq and is a predicted model, not a curated record.
AAACCCUGCAAAAUCUCGCGGAAAUUUGGAAAAUCUUGGUAAAAUUGGAAAUUCUUUGCGAAAUCGCAGUAAUCUGGUGCAAAAGCGAGUGUUUUUGUCCAUCUUUACAAGUUUCCGCACGGAACGGUGCAACGAAAGCGUUGGUAAAUAUUGGAGCGAUCUCGGAAAGGCAGCGAGACCGAAACCGAAUCCAGAAGCAAAACCGGGAAAAGGAGGGCUGAAAUGGUCAACGACGGAAAUCGGCGCCUGUUUAACCAGAUGCCGAACCGGCCACGGUUCAAACCCGGAGGCGGAGGACCGCCACAAUCCGCGAUGAAUCGCGCUAUGCUGUACGACGCAAACCAGCUCGGAGAUAAUCCCGGAUUCCUCGAUUUCAAUGACGAUUCCAUCAGCUUCCCCUCGACUGGAUCCCGCGAUAGUAACAACGGUUUAAACUCCGGCACAACCAGCACUGGAGGAGGCCUGACGAACGGAGCGGAAGCCUCCCAAAAUGGUCCAAAUAUGAACGGAAAUAGGCGAUUGAAUCCGGGCAUGAAGCGACCGAUGAAGAACGGUGCCGGCAUGCGUCCGCGAAUGAACAACGGUCCAAACUGGGGACCACCGAUGGCACCUCCCAAUUCGUUUCCAGGUCCUUCGCCUGUUGGUAGACGCGGGCAAAUGCAUCCCCCGGCAAUACCACCGCUACCGCCCCCUCCCGGUGCUCACUUUCGGAAUGGUGGACCGGGGAUGGGAAGGCCGAUGCGCGGUCCGCACAAUGGCAGAUUUGGCGGUGGUCCACCCAGACCGAUGCCUCUACUAUCCAUGAAUGCACCUCUUCCUCCUCCGGUACCACCGAUGGGUGUUGGUCAACCGAUGCCUCCACCACCCGGCAUGGGCCGAAUGUUGCCCCCACCGAUACGACCACCCGGAAUGCUGCGACGUCAACCGAACGGACUAUUUCCGGGCAUGGGUCCACGAAUGCAUGCCUUUGCUCGUAACGGGAUGGCUGCUCCCAACGGAAAUGCGAAUGGGAAUCGAAUCGGUACACGGGGAAAGCCGGCUCCACCCAACAGAGAUCCAUUUGCUCUCGACAAACCGUGGGUUACGGAUCAGAUCAAGGCCGAACACGACAAGAAAGAGGAACUUGCCAACCGGCUGAAAGGACACCGUGAUGAUGCCCUGUUUGCCCAGUUUAAGGAGCAACGGGAUAAGUUUGUGAAAAUGUAUGAAGCCGCCCGACUAGAAUUCAUUGGCAAGCAGCAAUCGGAACAGCAGCAGCAGCAGCAGCAGGAUGUUGAUAAAAACUUGACUGAACCGAUGUGCAAAAAGCCUCGCGUUGAAAAAGAAAGUGAAUCGAGCGGUAGGAUAACUAACGCACCGGUCACUCCUAUAGAAACACCCGUCAAUACGCAGAAAAGUGUAAACGAUGGCGUCACUAUUGCUGCCACUUCUUCUACUACUACAACUGCUCCUACUUCCACUUCUUCGCCUACUUCCUGCGAAAUUAGCGAUACUAAUGAAGUCCCUGCUAUCACGCCCGCACCGACUGAAGCCGUGACAGAGUCAUCCGCAACGGCAACUAUUGUCGAAGCUGCUUCGGUCACUGCUGAAACCAAGAUCUCGUAAAGUAGUGUCCCAUCGAGUGUUAGGCCAUGUAAAUCCUGCUAGUAGAUUUUUACUUCAGAAUUGAAUGAAACGAUGGAAAAAAAUUGCGAGCAAAUAUAGGCAAAUAUUUCAUCAGCACUACAGAUCUUCUGCUACUGUAAUUGUCUCUGAGCGCAGGGUUCGUUGGUUGGUAGUAAAUAUAAAACCAAAGAACUUGGACGAUUAGCGUUGUAAGACGUCUUUUAACACAUUGUUACCCUCCUCCACGUUCAGGACCUAUACGAACCAUUAUCACAAUCAUAUGGAAGAUACAAAUAAAACAAAACAUUUAUCAUAUUUACAAACGUAAUACAGUAUAAGAACCAACCUAGAGCCCACCAAAUAUCUCAAACCGUUUGAAAUUGUUUGAAAAGUGGAGACGAGAGAUUCCCCUUCAAAGAAACCCAUACCCGCCCGUAGGGCUCCGUAGGAUCACAUUACUAGAGAGCCAAGAUAUUUGGCGGCAGAUAGCUAAUAACUUGCGCAUCCCAACCCGUUGCCUCUUAAAUUUGUUUGAACCUUUUGGUAGAGCAUUGAGAAGGGGUGUGCAAUGCAUUCGGCUCACUAGGAAUCCUUUAAACACCACGGUAACUAAGCAGUAGAAUUAAAUCAGGCACCAGCCCAAGAGAAGAGUAUAGAAUUUGAAGAAAAUCAUUGGAGACAACAAAUCAUCAGAAAGGAAAUAUGCCAAAUAAUGUAAUGGGAUUCAGGAGGAAGGUAAACAUUUUUAGUAGUAGAUAACAAGCUUGGACUGAACUGAAAACAAAGGAAAAACUUUGCUGCUCCGGUAGUGUAGAAGACAAAGUUUGUAGAAAAACGUUUAAAAGGCACAGUGGAUGAGGUGACGAGUGAAAUGAAGCAGAGAUUCAUUAAAUUGAUUAGACAGAGCUAAAUGCUUUCUUCUUAAUAUUUGUCCACGUAGUAACACGGCAAGCAAACCAUAGCAGCGAUACCGUGUGUUCCUUUGUUGUGUGUGCAAGACAUUCUAUUGUGUAUUUUUGUGUGGAAUGAUUUGAAAGCUGUUAAAUACUUUUAAUACUUUGUACUUAGAACAGUUCCAAUGUUGCGACAUAUCAAUUUCCCAAUUCAGAGCAAUCCUUUCCUAUGCAGCUUGUAUAUUGGUAGUAGCGUAGAGCAUUCGAAAGGCUAUCCUUUAGAUAGUAUUUUUAUUUGCUUUGUAAACUUUUGAUUUAAUGCUGAUUGAAUUAAGAACCAAGUUUACCUCAUCGCCAGCAUAUUAUGUUUCAGCGCACGAAACAGUUACUGAUUUUAAGGCACAUGUUUGACCCAUCAAUCUAACGUCUUUAGGCAAUGUGUGAGUCGCGGCGUGGGAAUGAAGGAAUUUGAGUAGUGAAUUGUACGCGCUAAUCAUUAUAUGCUGCAAAGUAUCGCGGUGUCUCGUCGUACUGAAAUAAAAUGAAUUGCUAUCCUUACCACCUGAAAACCAAAUUGCAUGAUCGUCUCAAGAAGAAAAGAAAAUCCUUCCUCCGAAAAGUGUAGACGAAAGGGUGGAGCGCCUCCAAAGUAGAGAUUUGAAAAGAUCGCGGAAAAUUCGCGGUUUUGCCUCUUAUCAACCGGGAAACCCACUCUCACAUCAUCUUCGAAGGUGAGGAUGAAACCUCAUUUGAGCAAUUGGCUGCAAACACGACCAACAUCUUUCUACGAGAAAUAUAUUAAAAAGCCACCUAUCCGGUCGGAAAAAUGUGCUUCGGAAUCAGGAGAUCAAUUAGAAAUAUAAAAAAAAAUACCUUUGGUGAGUUUAAACAAAAAAUAAAUUUGCUAAAAAUAAAGUCUCGUUUUUAUUUGAUUCACCCUCGUAAUUAAACGCUUUUGUACAUUCGUAUUCUUAUCCGAAGAAAUUUGUCAUUCUUCCAUUCGAACGACCACUGCCAUGGCCACCGGCACAAGGUAGCAACAGAUUAUGGACAGAUUUACAC